AUGCCACCCAAGAAGGCAGCUACCAACGGCGAUGCUAGCGAGGCCGGCGGUCCGUUCAAAUGGGAAGGUCCAAACGAUACAAAGCUCCUCCUCUUGACUCAAGGCCGCUACGUCAAGCCAGACGAGUACCCUCAGUUGUCUUCUGCGUUCCCUGGUACCUCAAUCGGCAGCAUCCGCAACCGCAUCUCCGCGCUCCGCGUCAAACAACGCGACCUCUACCUCGACCUCAGCUGGGAUCUGCCGGAGGGCGGGGCGGGUCAUAGUGCGAAGAAGACUGCGACGCCGCGCAAGACACCCGGUAGCAAGAAGAGGGGCGCUGAGGCUGGAGAUGGCGCAGAUGGUCAGGAGGAGGACGAAUUGGCUACGCCGAGCAAGAGACCGCGUGCCAAGGAGGCUAAGAGCAAGGGCAAGAAGGAGGAGAGUGUCGAGGCUGAAGUCCAAGAGGAGGACGUCUCAUCUGGCGGCGAUGGAAAGAGUGUUGGUGUCAAAGAGGAGGUUCUUGACGAGGAGCUUGAUGAGAUGGUUUAG
Messenger RNA from Alternaria ventricosa, 528 nucleotides. RefSeq lists its product as uncharacterized. Lineage: Eukaryota; Fungi; Ascomycota; Dothideomycetes; Pleosporales; Pleosporaceae. The record is from RefSeq and is a predicted model, not a curated record. Bases 1 to 528 code for a protein of 175 amino acids. The transcript has 4 exons.